CGAAUCUCAGUCAGCCCUCGGACAUCCCUCAUCGGCGCCUCACACGCACCGACAACAUGCCUACAAACCCGACCGCGGAUCGCCACGUCUGAGCCCUUCGAUCGCGCUUCUGUUUCUCGUCUUUUCGAUCAUGGUCCUACCUUGUUGUUUUGCCCACCCGUCCGCGGCCUACUGAAAACAACAAUGCCGGCAUGGAUAUCACCGUCGACUACAACCUCCGCGUCGCAGCGCUUGUUCCCGGUCAGUAGUUCUGCGUCCGCGUCAGUAGGCUGGCGUCCAUGCCAACCGCUCGCGUGGCUUCCUUCAACUAGCGCGUGGCACUUCUCAACUAGUGCCUCGUGCUCGCCGAAGAACACCUCCCUCUCGCCGGGACCACUCCUUUCUCGCCGAAAACCUUUCACCGACGGUCUCGCCGCGUUCCCCGUCGACUGCGCGCGGCGGCAAGUAUAGGUGUUCUCUCGCGCUUGCCUCCGUCUCGGUAUCCCGCAAAGUCCGUCAACGCUGUCCGAAGGACCGAGCCCCAGCCGAGCCUGUUUCUUUGCGCUGGCGGCGGUAUUUGA
Molecule: messenger RNA, 560 nt
Organism: Schizophyllum commune H4-8
Lineage: Eukaryota; Fungi; Basidiomycota; Agaricomycetes; Agaricales; Schizophyllaceae
Exons: 1
Coding region: 184-450 (88 amino acids)
Source: RefSeq, a predicted model, not a curated record